AUGAUCAACUAGCCGAUAAACCUGCCCUAAGCCUCGAUGCGGCCGGGGCUACCUCCAUCUCUAGAUUCUGAUGAAGAGCUAUCUCAGAGAGGAGGCUAGGAAAAUAAGAAUUCAUCUUAAUAGGCAGUUUAUCUGGCAGAUCUGAAUGUCUGUUAUUACUAAUAACUUUAAAGGCAGACUGUUUGCUAGGAAGAAGACGUUAAUGCUGAGUAAAGUCAACUCUUUAGAGUGGACUAAAACCUUCUACAAAUAAAGGAAGGCUUUUACGAGUUGCAGAUUACUAUUUAAAUUGAGAAGUAAUUAAUUAAGCUCACCCAUUACUUUGGUAAAUCUUUUGAAGUCUUUUCUAAUUAGUCUCAUGCUGAAAACAAAACUCCUACUCCCUCUAAUAGGAGUAAGAAAGGACAGAGAAGCCGCCCUUCUUGUGUAUAGAAGGCAAUUUAAUCAGUUAAUUUAAUAUCCUGUUUAUCUCCAACUAUAUCACCGACUACCAUUGAGAGGAAAGACUCAAGAACCUUACAAGGAAGGUAUGACUCUUUCUCAAGAAAGGCAAGUACUAGAAUAAAUUCUCAAAACGAAGAUUUAUCAGGUGAAAUUUAAUCUGUAAACUAAUCAGAUCUCAAAGUAUCUACAAUACUUUCUUAAUAAGAAAAGACUAACUAGUAAAAUUCUUUGGAAGAUUUUGAAGUAGAACUAGAAAAUCCCAACUUAAUAACCCCAAUCUCACAAAAUUAAUUAAAGAAGAGUAUAGACUUAUUUUCUUAGACAGCCAUAUAUACUGAUGAAUAAAUGGAAAAAAUCAAACUGUAACAAAGUGAAAUUUAGAGUGUAGCAAGACAGUAAAAUACUUAAGCUUAAGCUCGCGCACACGAUAAUAAUGAGCUCCAAUUAACAAAGCUCCAAUACGAAUAAACAAGUGAUCAUAACUUAGAAUCUGAUUAAAUGAGAGAAAAUAUAGAAUUUGAAAGUCCUAAAUUUUUACGAGGAAAUCAAAAUACUUUGUCAUUUGAUAUAUCCUUGCUUUAAGAACACAGCUUAGACAACUUUUCUCCUAAAAGAAACAAAUCAAACAACUUAGUAAAAAAUAUUCUAGUUGGCUUUAAAACCUCUUUAACAAACCCAAGAUCAAAGAUUUAUGAAUUGAUGGAUCAUGAAGUAAGGAUAAUCAAGGGUGAUAAGUAUAGUGAUUUCAAAAAGAAACUGAAAUAGUUCUUUAAGAAAGCAAGGACAAAUCUAAGUGAUAUCAUUAGUAUUUUUGAAUCAAACCAAAAGAGAGGCAUUUUUAAAAUAUUCAUAGAGAAAUACUCAAAACUCUGGCUUGAAAAUAGUCCUAUAUAGGAUAAAGAUAACAUUUUACAGUUUUUAGAUUUUCUUUUACUUUGUUACUAAGAUCCUAAUAAAAUUAAAUUGCUCAGUCCUUACAGAAGAAAUAAGUAAAGAAAUUUAUACAGAGUUACUGACUCAGAUAAAGAAGAUGAUGGAUAGGAAGUCAAUAUUUAAUUAAAGGAUUUUAAAAAAACAAGCAAAGUAGACGAAAAUAAUUUUAGCAUAGAAGACGAAGAGUCUUAUGGUGAAUAUGAUAAGUAAAAAAAUUUAAGCCCAGAAAUAAGUAGAAAAUAGGUCAAUAGUAAAGUGAAUAAAGACUCAAAAAUUAAAAAAAUAGCAAAAGUAGAUUAGGAUGAAAAAACUGAAUCAUUCAUAGAAGAAGAAACAUUUGAAGAAAUGCAAAUCAAAGAUCAAAAAAUAAAAUAAAGAAAGAGUAGCAGUGAAAAAAUAGAUAAUUCAUAUGAAGAUUUUAGUGAGAUCUAAUAAUCUCAUUAAAAAUCUGAAUUGCCAAGCUUAUAAAGAAACAAGUUGACUAAUUAUGAGAUCAUUAAACAAUGA
Messenger RNA from Tetrahymena thermophila SB210, 1884 nucleotides. RefSeq lists its product as hypothetical. Lineage: Eukaryota; Ciliophora; Oligohymenophorea; Hymenostomatida; Tetrahymenidae. The transcript has 3 exons. The record is from RefSeq and is a predicted model, not a curated record.